AUGGGAGACACUAAGGCCGUUGUGGUUUCCAUCUCCGCCGUGGCUGGGGAAUCGGAACGCCGGAGAACUUUCUCAACUCUCUCAACGAGCACGACAUCAAGUCUCGUCUCUGUCAAGUCGCGCCGUCCUCCUCACGUCGGAAGCACUCAGAAAGUGAGAGAACUGGUUCGCCUGGCUCUUACUCGGCUCCGAGUUCUCUUGAGUGAGCGCAACGCAGCUCGCAAGCCCAUCUCUCAGAAGGGACUCUUCGCAUACAACUACGUCGAGCCCCUUUUCAACUGGUGGGGUUCCAACUACCGAGUUCUUUUGACGCAGUGCCUCGGUCGUGUUGAGGCCCGCGACGCGUUCGGAUCCGCGACGAAGCUGGUGAAUGGCGCCUCGCACAACUAUGCCGGCUUCUACAAGGCCACCGCCGAGGCCGAGAGGCUCCAGCGUUUGUGUCUUGAGAUGCUGCCCGUCUCCGAGAGCGAAGCCGUUCCCUUCCUUCGAGACGAAACACAUCAAGCCAUCGCCAAAUUUCUCGACGCCGACUUUUGCUUCACCACGAGUACGGGAUAUGGUUCCAAUUACAUCGCACUCCCGGCACUCGUCGACUGCGCUACCAUUGUUAUCAUGGACGAGAACUGCCACAACUCCAUGUUCACGGGUGUCUUUCUCGGCAUCUGUCCCAACCUGUGGAAGUUCAAGCACAACAAUAUGGACCACUUGGAGACGCUCUUGAGUGGAUGUGUUGAUGGUACGGAUAACAUUAUCGUCGCUAUUGAAGGUCUAUACAGUAUGGAAGGUGACGUUCCCCCUCUUGAUGAUAUUCACCGAUUGAAGAAGGAAUACAACUUUACAUUGUACUGCGAUGAGGCCCAUUCGUUUCUGUCUAUUGGCAAGACCGGUCGAGGAUGCCUUGAGUACUGGAACGAUCACCACCCAGAGAGCACCCUCCCUUGGGACCUCAUCGACAUUCGGACCGGAACUCUUUCCAAAGCUGUUGGUGGUAUCGGUGGUAUCAUUGUUGGAACGUCCCAGUUCGAACAGACGAUAAGAGAACGCAUCGAGAACCUCGCCGAGAAGGAGAAUGUCUCCCUCCCAAGCUCUACCAUGGUGCAGACCCUUUGGGUUCUCGGACAACCUGCAAGAAUCAGCCGAAGCUUGCAACGACUCGCCGAGAUAUCUCGCUUCUGUCGUGAGGAGCUGGAGCGCUUCGGUAUCUUCGUCUACGGAGACGUCGGCACUCCGGUACUUCCGGUCUACACCGGCAGGCCUAGCGUAUCAGCCAAGUUGUCCUACGCCCUGCGUGUUGCUGGACUCCUCGCCACGCCUGUCUGCACUCCAGCCGUUCCCUUCUGGGAGAGCAGAGUCCGCAUCAACCUCUCCGCUGACUUCACGGAUGACGAAGUCAACCGACUGAUCGAAGCAGUCAUUCGUGCGGCUGUUAGCGUUGGCAUGUGCAGAUCGCCCGGUACAGUCCGGUUUCUUUUCAAGACGAGUACCGAUUCCUUCACGGUUGAAGAGGACCCAGACGAAGCCGCCAAGUCUUUCGACUGGGUUCGAGGCUUGAUCAAGAUGGACGCCACUGCCAGCCCGACGAGCCUUCAGAGGGAAAGAUUCGACAACACCUGCGGUUCUCAGAUUCUCGAGAUCGGUCACAAGUCCCGGCUGCAGUACGGCAUUGGCGCCGGUGGAGCUCGCUGGAUCUGUGGCACUUUUCCGCCUCACUUGGCCGUGGAGAAUCUCAUCGCCAGAGCAACUGGUAUGGAGGCUGGGCUGACUUACGCGGAUUCCUCCAUAGGACUCGCUUCGACCAUCGCUGCUCUUUCAAGGCCUCUUCUGGGGUACAACCAGCACUACUUGCUCUUUGAGAGGGGCGUGAGCCAGUUUGUUCGUGAUGGACUCGUGAUGGCCCCGAAAAAGGAUGCCACUACGUUGAUGGGCUACAUCGAUUUAUUCCAACUUGUCCAACAGGUCAGAAGGCUUUCACGCACCAAUCAGAGACUUUGCCUUACUGUCUAUGUUCGAGUCGGCGAAGACUCAGCACACCACUUGCUUUCCAACGUCCUGGAUGAGAUUGCCACCAUUACUGGACCCGAAUCUUCCAUGACUAUUCUUCUUCACUGCACCUCUCACUAUUUGAACCCCCGGGAACUCAUCUCAUUCCCUUCCAGGUCAAACAUCCACGUCCUUGUUUGUGGUUCUUUCAACCGCAUCUUCGGGCUGCCGGCGGGCUUCCUCACUGGCCCUGAAAGCCUGAUCAGAGAGUUGCGAUACACCAGUAGAGGGUACAUGUUUACAACUUCGCCACCACCUUUCGUCAUGGACAUGUUGCGCGCGGCAUUGGAGUGGAAUCUGUCAACCGAGUAA
This is a messenger RNA of Colletotrichum karsti, 2352 nucleotides long. Its product is annotated as aminotransferase class I and II. Lineage: Eukaryota; Fungi; Ascomycota; Sordariomycetes; Glomerellales; Glomerellaceae. The transcript has 2 exons. The coding region runs from base 1 to 2352 and encodes 783 amino acids. The record is from RefSeq and is a predicted model, not a curated record. Gene Ontology annotation, biological process: biosynthetic process. Gene Ontology annotation, molecular function: transferase activity; pyridoxal phosphate binding.